AAAUGAAAAAUAGCUCAUAAGCAAAUCUAAUGCAGAAAAAUAAAAAGGUAUUUCGCAAAAGACGCAUUAGGAAAGUCGUUUCAGCACAAAUUUAAUAAAGACAAAUUUUGAAAGGCGAAAAAGGUUGAAAUACAAACGUUGGAGCUGCGAAAACAGACGUGUAGAAAUUGAAGCGACAGCUACGCACUUAAAGGCAAAAAGUGAGACUACAAUACACUCAAUUAGUGCUGAGUUUGGUCCUAGUCAUGAACCGCUGUGUCUUACCAGCAUGGGAUCAGUUACCCUUUGUCGUGUUGGGUAAAAUAUAUAACUACCUGGAACCACAAGAUCGAUUAAACGCGUCGCAAACGUGUCGUCUCUGGCGUGGGGUGCUUUUCCAAAAGAGAUUUUUCAGCAACUUUAAGUUUACAUUACAAAUAAACAAUGAACGACAAUACACGUUUUUUCGGCAAACCCUUUGUAAUUUGGCAACUGAAGUUACCAUUAAUUUUGACUUUAUGAACGUUUUCCAUAUCGAGAAAGUAAGAAAAAUCCUAUACAGGAUCGCACGUUGUAAUAAUCUGCGAGGUUUACAUUUCUCCACAAGUAAUAUGGGCAUAAUCGCUCCUGGGAUUAAAAAUAAGGAAAAACUUAUCGAUAUUGAACAAUGUUUCAUAGAGCCUCUGAAAAUGUUUUUAAAUCGUAAAAAUUAUCCAUGUAAAAUAUUGGACUUAGGUGCGAUUGAAGCUUUAACCUACUAUGGCUUUGAAAUACUAAAAUCCUUAGGCAAACCUGACGCAUUGCUCCAGUUAACUCUGGCUUCAAUUAAGUUCGACUCCUGUAAUUAUGCCAUACCUACCAUAGAGCCUUCGUUGUUACAAAAAUGUUCUUCACUGCAGGCUUUAUCGCUUGAUUACGAUUGUUUAAAUGAGAAUCUAUUGCAUGCCAUGGAAAUACUACCAUUGAAAAAGCUUUUAAUCUGUGUUCACAAUGUAAAUCGUCAACAUCCUGGUAUAUCCAAUAAAUCUUGGGCUCGAUUUGGAGCUACUUUUCCCAAUAUCGAUUUAAUUGUGUCAUUGGUAUACGCAUUUGAAGCGGUUGAAGUGCUGCAAGUACGCAUACUACGACGUAGUAUGCCUAUAACACAUUUGCGCGUGCUAUUUUGUGACAUUAUGAACGCAGAGGCCUUAGAUUGGAUGUCUAUCAAUAAUAGCAGCACGCUGAAGAGUAUACAGUGGAUAGAUUCAGCAUACAAACAUUCCAAUAAAAAUGUGAUGGACUUGUUUAUACGAUCCGGUCAAGAUCCCUUCGUUAUGAUGGCUUGGCGUUGCAAAAAUUUGGAGGAAAUCGUAAUACAUGGCUAUGUAAUAGAUCCUCAUAAUAUUGUUGGUAUGUCACGUCUGCGCGGCAAAUCCCUUAAGCGCCUAGAAAUUUCAAUGAUUGACCAAACCCCAACAGAAGCAAGCAUGGACUCGUUCAUAGAUGAAAUAAAUACCUUGCUUGGCCACAAAUGGGAACCCAUACCCCCAAAUAAAUUACAUCCAGCACUAGGUUAUAUGCCAGUGACAGAUGAUGUACGUGAUAAAUACGUCUUCGAUCUCAUGCGCAGUGAUAUGGGCUAUUAAGAUUAAUUGCAACCACUUAAGCGAAUUUAGGUUAACUAUAGAUUUAUAACGAACAUAAAAAAUAUGUAAAGUAAUAAUACAUAUUCAUUAAAACCAACAUAUGAGCGCAAAAACGUCGUGCAUAGCGAAAAUACCUUAGCAAGCUCCACAGAGACAAAAACCACAACCAAAGUAAAAGUAAAAGUUGAAAUAUAAAAGCAUUGCAGUGAUACUUUUUUCAAUAACUUUAAAUCACAUAUAGUAUGUUAAUGCGAAAGAGAGAAUAUUGGUAAAUUCAAACAACUAUCAAUUGAAAAGCAAGAUUUAGUAUAAAAAAUCACAAAAAACGAAAAAUGUGGAAGCAUCAAAACUCAAUUACCUACAUAUUCAUUACUAUAUAAAUAUAUAUCUAUAGGCGAUUAUAGUUUAAGAAAAAACAAUAACAACCACUCUUGUACUAAAAGAGGGAAAAAUUAAUUUGUAAUUAAAUAUAUGACAUUGACAUUGACUCAAAUGAAACACAAACCUAACAAAGAUAAAGAUCCUUAUAAAAUCACAAAUCGCUCCCGGAGAAAACAAUUUAUUGGCAAUGGAAACCACAAAGAAAACAUCGACCAAAAACGGUGUCGGAAUGCCACAACAUCUAAUAUGAGCCAUGGAAGUCUAACAACAAGCCGGACUUAUCUUCAGAUGUUAUACUCCAUAUUACUCAAAGCAUUCUAAUUGUUUAUUUAUAGUACGAAUAGUACACCGGAAUAUUGUAACAACAAGAACAAUGUAUUGUAGAUUUCACUAAAGCAGCGAAAGUAAUUAUUUCAUAAUUUUUAUAUAGACCUACAUAUACACACAUAAACUAAUAAGCAUUGUGUUAUAUAUGAAAAGCUCAGAUAUAUUCCAUAUUAUUUUAUUUCUUUGUUUUAUAAAAAAAUAACUAUAAAGAAAAUAAUUUUACUUCACUUGUACGUUUCUAUAAUUGGGUCACUAAAUAACAGAAAAGAAUAACAGUUGCACAUAACCUAAAAUUGACGUUAAUUUAUUGCCAAUAACGGAAUUAUUUAAUACUUAUUUAUGUUCAUCCUCACAAUUUAGGGCUUAUUAGCUGCAGGAAUAAUUACAAUUACAUUCGAAAAUUUUGAUUUCAAAACUAAAAAAAAUAUAAAAUUGUGCUAGUUAAUAUUAGUUAUUUCGAAAAAUGUAAAUUUUGCAAACGAUAAACAUGAAAAAGGAUAGAAUGUAAAUAUAUAAAUAACAUCGAAUAUAUAAAAAGAAAUCAAAAAAGUAGCAACAUAUUAGGCAAAGGUGCCGACUUACAACUCCCAAAGGCACCCGUAGAAAAAUAAAAAUUGAAAUAUGUAUUUAUAUUUUUGUGAAUCUUUAUAUAAUUAAUGCAAAUGCAUAAUAUUUCUUAACCGCAUUUUUGUUCACAAUACACUUACUACUGCAACAAUUAUUAUAGACAUAAUUUAAUAGAACACUGCACUGUAAACAACAAAAUAAGCAGGUGCAUUUGAUGACAACUAAACGCAUUCAAAAGUAUAUUUUACACAUGAAAAAAUUGUUUGAAAUUAAACGCUUAUUUGUAUGUAAUUUGUUCAGCGACAAAUGGGUGUUAAACUUUUGUUUUAAGAAAACUGUAUAUUUAUGUAACUGUGUGUAACCAUUCUACAAGUGUAAACGAGAUUCAAAAGACUUAAGACCAUUAUGAAUGUUAUGAUGAAGAACGAGCGAACGUUAAUUUAAAGUUAAUAUGACGAAAUUCAUGAAAUUCGAAUUGAAGUGAAUGGAAAUCUCUUAGAAAAACAAACUGAACAAAUAUUGAAAAACAAACAACAACAACAUUAAUAUUUUGUUUAAUGUGAAACAAAGCUGUGAUUUUAUGCAAGCCAGCAUACGUUAAGAAUGCAACAACAACAAAAAAACGACAAACAACAACAACAACAAAAUCCAUUGUAAGAUGAAGAACAUAUAUUAUAAUUAAAAUGUUUAGAUUAGUUAAGUAAAAUUUGUUGACAGCAAUUAAUAAACAAAUAUCGAUAUGUAUGUGCGUACAGUGGGCAGAGAGCUAAAUUUUACAACAACAUGUGUUAAACUAUUUUAAAGCCUAAAGAACAAAAGUCUCAUACCGCAAACAGAAUACACUUUUACAAAUAAACAAUGAAAUGGUCAUGAAUAAUAUUCGAAUAAUCCAAAACAUAUCUUUAGAAAGGAAAACAUUUAAUUAUAACAGUCAAAUUUAAGCUCAGCACUGACAUACAUAUGUACAUACAUAUAUGCAUGUGUUUCGAACAACUUUUAAGUACAUAUAAUGUGCCUGAUAAAUUUUGAAAUUAUAUUUAUUUGACUUAUGUGUUAAUUUAAUAGCAUUCCAAAUCUUUUUAUAAGCCUAAGAGCAUUUUACAAAAACUAUAUACAUAUACAUUUUUAUAUUAGCCAGAAUUAGAAAAAAAUCCUUGAAUACUACAAUUUUUGAUGAUUAUAAAUACGUGCUGUUUGGAUUAUAUAAGCCGAUCUUGUCAUUACCAAAUUUUAAUUUUUUUAUGAUUAUAAAAAUAUCUUUAAAGGGCACAACAAUGAACACAUGUAUUUUUUUUAUAUGUAACUUACAAACGUCACCUUUACCUGUGUACUGUUAUUUACCAUUUACAAAAUAAGAUCAUCUAAAUUAGUAUUAUUACAAUUGUAAUUUAUUUUAAUUAAAGCUCUCUGCUCAAUCCAGCAGAAAAUAUGUUAGUUACCUUUACAUAAUAAGCUCAAAUGUCAACAAUGCUCAAAAGAUGCUGGUAAAGUGUGCACAUUUGUUUGAAAGUAGACCACAUAAAGUGUUAGAAGUGUAUAUAAAACCAAAUUUAACAGCAUGAACCUGUUUUUAAGAACCUAACGUGGUACAAACUUAGAAAAAAUUCCAACUACUCAGUACCAAAAUGCACGAACAAACAAAAACACAUACACAAAAGCAGAGUAUGCAUUAUGAAAAGCAAAAAACAAAACAUAAACAACCAACAACCAACAAAUUGUGAUGCAAAGUAUAAUUAUGAAUAUAUCAACCAAGUAAUUUAGCGAGGAGAGAAUUGAAAGACAAACAACAAAUUUAUUAACAGCUUCUGUAUGUCAAUAAAAUAAGAACAAAUGCAGCCAGGGCAAAUGGUAAAUAUUAUAUGUAUAUUAUAGUACGUACACAACACAAUUGUACCAAUGUACUCGUAUAUGUAUGUAUGGGCAAACAAAUGUACAUGCAUAUGUAUUAUGCAAUUUAAAUGAUAUGUGAUAUGCGUCCGCCAUAACAACAAUAAGUUAGCGGCAAGCAACAACCUACUACAAAAACAAGCAAACGCAACAUCUAAACAAAGAGUGUUUUAAGUGAUAUUAACUAUUUAAUAAAAAAAAAACAACGUGAACAACAACAACAACAACAAUUAUAGUAAUAGCAUUGUAAAUUGUAAAAUGGCAAAAGAGCUUUUAAUAUAGCUUUUAAAGAAGAACAGAAUUAAAAACAAACAGAAAGGCAGUAUGUGAAGUUUGCCAAAUCGAUAAAUAAACAACAUUGUGCUAUAGAAAGUGUUAAGAGAAGCAGCAAUCAAUAAAUCAAUGUGAUCCUUAAUGAUUAUAACUUGAAAUCAAACUGCUUAAGACAUAAGAAAAGAGCAUUUCAUUUACUAGUGUUCCACAAACAACAAACAAAAACUGAAACAGAGCAGCCAAAAAGAUUUGUGAAUCUAUGUAUAUUCUUAUUAUUUUUGGAAGCAUUAACCCUGACUAGCCAUAAAAAGCGCAUUGACAUUCUCUUUUAACAUUUUCGUAAUUUUGUGCCAUAGCAAAUUGUUAAGAAUAUACUUUGGGAUUAUCUUUAAAAAAAUAAUUGAUGAUGGUAUUCUUGUACAUAGUAAUUGCUCUACUCAUUUGAAUCCUAAGAUUUCGUUCCAUUUCAAAAAGGCAGUAUUACAUUCUAAAUGUUUCAAUAAUAUAAUAAAGUUGUGCCGUUAGCACAAAAACCACAAUUUGGCAUCUAGCUAACACUCAUAAUGUCGAAAUUAAAUAUUUCAUCCAUUCGCGUUGAAUACGAAUAUAUUACAACAGAUUCAAAAUCAGCAAAAUGUAAACAAAAAAUACUUGAGAAUACAAGUAAAAUAAAAAGAUAAUUUGACAGUAAAGAUUAAAAGAAAUUUUCGUAGAAGAAACACAUUUUCUAGCUCAUGACAUUCAGCAAAUAAGUCAGUUGACAGCUUUGUAUUUCACCAUUCUUCAGUUGAAACAUUGUUAGAGCAAGAGAUACGUAAAAAUUUUCAAAAAAUUUAAUAGAAAUUAAGAAGAUUAUAGAUUCACAAUAUUUUUGGUUUUUAAAGUUGAGCGAGCUGCACAAAUAUUUUGUGAAACUUUUACAUAUAUGUAUCCAAUAUUUUGGUCAACGUUUGAUUUCAAUGAUUAGGUUAAAAUUUUUGGUAUUAUUAGAAAACUGUUCAAUACUAUAUAAAUGUGUACUAAAGUGAUAUCUUUCAAUAGAAAAACAAUGAAUAUUUACGAAAAUUUUUUCUUGAAAAAAGUUACUCUAAUUUUUUUAUUUAGUGUUAUAUUUUGUCAUUCUCUAAUUAAUGAAUUAUUUCAUAAUAUGAAUUGAACAAUUUGAUAUGAUUUGAUACUUAAAAAAGUAUUAAAUAAAUUUCUAAAUUAAUAUACUUAUGUAAGUUCGGAAUUUUAUUACUUUUUUUUUAAUUUUUUUAUUCUUUUUGGUUUUCCCUUUUUUCUUUCAAUAUGAGAACUUUUGGUUAGAAGGGUUGACAUCUUGUUGACCUGAUUAAUAUUUGAUAAUAUAUCCAGAAUUUUGUAUUGAAACAAUGGCGAAACACAGUACAGUACAGGCAAAGACAUAAAACACUAUAAUCGAAACUUCAGUUCUAAUUCAAAGGCGGCAAGAAGACGUCAUAUAAAAUACAUAUGUAUAUGUAAUUAAAAAGCCGUUACGAUAGCUGUAGAGUAAAAGAAAUCUCUUUCUUAGUCUUUUAUUGAACAAUCCACGUUUCAUUCCUAUUCGAAAUCAUACUUAAGUGGGGAGGAGGUUAUAGACUUUUUGGUAUGGUCGUGCUGCUAGAUUAUUAUAAGGAAAACCAAACGAUUUUUUCUUUUCAUGAUUCUAGAUUUCUGUUGAAAGAUAUCGUUUAAAUGCAUCAUUUCAAUGGAGAGCUAUGUACUUCUGAAAUUGAAUGUGAGUAUUAGUAGCAAAGGUCGUUAAGACAUACAACAUACGCUUAUAAGAAAAUCAAUUUAAGCAAAUAAAAAUAUUAACAACAAAUAUUAACGACACCGAUAUACUAUGUAUGUAUAUACACAAACACUUACAUCCUUAUACAUACAUAUAUAUAUAUAUAUAUAUAUAUAUAUAUAUACUUAAUGUAGGUACAUAUAAAAUUGUUAUAACAACAACAUGAAUGAUAAGAAAUGAUAAAAUCAUUAAGAGGAGCUGUGAUAAUCAAAUUAAACGGAGAAAUGAUAAACAACAUCCGAAAAAUUAAGAUUUGAAAUAAAAAUAAGCAAAAGACCCCAGAAAAUAACUGAAUUAUACGAGAGCAUUAGCAUGAACGUUACAAAUGCUCAGCUCGAAUUACCAUACACCUUAACUGUUAAUCGCAAUUACAUACAUAUAUAAAAUGGCGAUAGUUGAGUAUUAGAGAAAGAAAUAAUCACAUUACGUGCAAUUUAAAAAGAGAAUAUGAAAACAAAAUCACAAUAAAUCGUUAUUUAUUAUUUAUAACUAUUAUUGUAUAAGAAACCAGAAUUGUCAAAAAUUGUAAAGAUAAAGAAGAUAAAGUAAACAAAAUUUAGUCAAAUGGAAGUUUUAAACAAAUAUUUGCCUACUAGCGGCCGUAAAGAUACGUUUCGAUAUGCGUAAAAUAUGAAUAUGUGGCAAACCCAUUAGUCUUUUUCUUGAUUAAUCCGAGUACUUUUGUAUGUACAUAUGUAUUAGUUCACCUGCACCUGCCUUAAUUUUUUAAGUUUUUCUCCUUUAAGCAUUGUCCAGUUUUGCAUUACAUAUGUAUAUCAUAAAAACUUAAAACGAAAUCACAAACAAAUAUCUUAAAAGUAUUUAAAUAAUUUAUUACCAUUAUGAAAAUAGUUAUUUUUGAAAAAGUAAUUUUUAUUACAAUUUGGAGAAGUUAAUGUGAAAAUCGCAGUAAAGGAUUUAAGAUACUGCUAACUCUAGCUUUACGGUCGCUAGUGCUUAGGAUUAAACGACACCGCCAUUUUUAAUUUAAUAAUUUUCUGUAAUAUUUUACGAUUAUCUGAAGGCCGUAAUAACCCAAAGCUCUUACUGAAAAUUUUAAAAUUUUAAUUUUGAUUAAUUAUUUCAAUGUUCGAUUUCUCUAACUGCGAUCAGAGCAGCUUAUUCCAAGAUCGACCUGUGUUCUGCGCAUUGUCCAUAUGAAUUUAAAUAAAAUGUAAUUUGCGAUAAUAA
Bactrocera neohumeralis is the source of this 8028-nucleotide messenger RNA. RefSeq names its product F-box only protein 33. Gene Ontology annotation, biological process: SCF-dependent proteasomal ubiquitin-dependent protein catabolic process; positive regulation of protein ubiquitination. Gene Ontology annotation, molecular function: protein binding. Gene Ontology annotation, cellular component: SCF ubiquitin ligase complex. NCBI's taxonomy places the organism in Eukaryota, Metazoa, Arthropoda, Insecta, Diptera, Tephritidae. The transcript has 10 exons. The record is from RefSeq and is a predicted model, not a curated record. Bases 246 to 1604 code for a protein of 452 amino acids.